ACAGUUAAAUAAACUGUGGUGGCCUCCUACGACUGUGCUUUUCGAUGAUAGAAAACAGCAUACAGACAUUAAAGGCAAUCAGCGACGAAAUAUAUUAUGUGACCCUGAAAUCACUACUAAUGCUAGCUAACAUUUAGCAGGUCAAGAACAUGCUUGGUCAGAACAUGGCAGAUGGUGAAGGAUAUGUCGUCCGUGUGCGAGGUCUACCCUGGUCUUGUUCAGUGGAUGAAGUUCAGCGUUUUUUCUCAGAAUGCAAAAUUGCAAACAAUGGCAGCAACAUCCACUUUACAUAUACAAGAGAAGGACGACCCAGUGGAGAGGCCUUUGUGGAGUUUGAUUCAGAGGAAGAUUUGAAAAUAGCCGUGAAGAAAGACAGAGAAACAAUGGGCCACAGAUAUGUGGAAGUGUUCAAAUCAAAUAAUGUAGAAAUGGACUGGGUCCUGAAGCACACAGGUCCUAACUGUCCAGAGACUGCUGGGGAUGGCCUGGUGAGACUGAGGGGUCUUCCCUUUGGAUGCAGCAAAGAAGAAAUUGUUCAGUUUUUUGCAGGGUUGGAAAUCGUGCCAAAUGGGAUAACAUUGCCGGUGGACUUCCAGGGGAGGAGUACGGGGGAGGCCUUCGUGCAGUUUGCUUCACAGGAUAUAGCUGAAAAGGCUCUAAAGAAACACAAGGAAAGAAUAGGGCACAGGUACAUUGAGAUCUUCAAGAGCAGCCGUGCAGAGGUGCGGACGCACUAUGAGCCUCAGCGAAAGCCCAUGGGCAUGCAGCGCCCUGGGCCCUACGACCGGCCAGGCGUUGGCCGGGGCUACAACAGUCUCGGCCGUGGAGGCUCGUUUGACCGCAUGCGCCGUGGAGGAUACGGAGGGGGUGUAUCAGAUGGCCGUUACAGUGAUGGCGGCUCAUCCUUUCAGAGCACGACAGGCCACUGCGUUCACAUGAGGGGACUCCCCUACAGAGCCACCGAGACAGACAUCUAUAAUUUCUUCUCGCCACUGAAUCCUGUCCGGGUCCACAUAGAGAUCGGACCAGAUGGCCGGGUCACUGGCGAAGCAGACGUAGAAUUUGCCACGCAUGAGGAUGCAGUAGCCGCCAUGUCCAAGGACAAAGCCAACAUGCAGCAUCGCUAUGUAGAACUAUUCCUGAACUCAACAGCAGGGGGCAGCAAUGGUGGUUAUGGCAGCCAGAUGAUGGGAGCGAUGGCCAACCAGUCAUCCUACGGGUCCAGCAGUCAGCAGCUAGGCUCUGGCUACAGUGGAGGCUUCAGCAGUCAGAACAGUAUGGGAGGCUACAGAGACUACAGUAACCAGGGCGGGAUGAACAGCAGUUACUAUGGUGGCGGUAGCCGUGGCUCCAUGGGCAUGAAUGGCCUGAACAGUGGGAUGAGCAUGGGGGCAGGGUGGGGGAUGUAGCCGUGUUUUCUCCCCCUCUCACCUGUCAGUGCUGGGUCACACUAGGGAAUUUCCCGCAAUGGCGGGACUGUCAUCUGAAAUCCAAGUCUCUUCAUUUUUGGUGGUAAUGGCGAAUUUUGGCCUGAGGUUGACAUGUUACAUGGUUUAUUUACUGUGUGUGGGAAAGCUCCAACACAUUAUGGUUGAGAAGAGGAAUGCUUUGUCUAAGGACUUUUGUACAGUUUCAUGUAAAUUUAACCCAUCUAUUUAAUGGUGUCCUCCUUAUCCUAGUUGCUCUUGUAGUUACUUAAAACAGUGUUACAAUGAGAAACAUUUUGCUUUUUCUGGCGUGUACGACCGUAAACCUUUUCUGUUUUUAGUCAACAUAGCUAAAUUCUGUUAAGGUUUACACUCUGAAUCACUUGAGCAGUUUUAUAGUACGAGAGGGUUAGUUUUUAAGUAUUCGUUUGGAGAACUUUGGAAGGGAAAGUGUAAGUGAUAAAAACUUAGUUAAGAUAAAAAAUAAAAAAACAGGUUUUAAAUGUGUUCUUGUUUCCAGUCUUUCCUGUUCAAUUUUUUCUAUGUCCUCCAUAGUGUUGUCAUUCUCCAUUAUGAUGCACUGCACAAAUAAAAAAUUGCAAAAUAA
This is a messenger RNA of Alosa sapidissima (American shad), 2034 nucleotides long. RefSeq names its product heterogeneous nuclear ribonucleoprotein H-like. Gene Ontology annotation, molecular function: RNA binding. Bases 150 to 1409 code for a protein of 419 amino acids. Gene Ontology annotation, biological process: regulation of RNA splicing. The transcript has 11 exons. Gene Ontology annotation, cellular component: ribonucleoprotein complex; nucleoplasm. The record is from RefSeq and is a predicted model, not a curated record. Lineage: Eukaryota; Metazoa; Chordata; Actinopteri; Clupeiformes; Clupeidae.